CACUGGUGCAGGGGGGAGACGACUACGGAAUCCUUUUGGGACAAGACCAUAGAGAAGGAUAGAGGCCUCUAGUGGCCAAAAUAUAUAUUAAGAUGGGAAGCGCCAUUGAGGGCUUCCACCAUUGUAAUGAAGUCAACUGGGUGGGACUUCCAACUUCAUUGAAUGAUCCCGCCUGGUGUCUCUGUUAGCGUCUUGUCCAACCGGGUCAUCAGGACGGAUCAGCCAAUCAUGAAGAAGAAAAUAUACUACUUCAAAAUUGAGAUUGACAGCAUCGGCAGACGCUAUAAUGGCACAGAUACAAAGAUGAGUCCUCUAUCUAGCUUUAUGGACGAGACAAUAGUUGUGAAUUCAAAUAGUAAUUUGCAUGGUUUGAGUCGAGUUUUCUGUGAAAAUGGUAUCGGCGGCGUUUAAAGAAACCCAAUCUCUCUUUACUCCCGUGACGGUUUAUUCUCUGUUGGCCUGCUCCGCUCAGUUCGUCGUGGGAUACAUCCUCGCGCAGAUAUGGGGAAGAAAAUGCUCUGGAACUGAUAGAUGGGUGCUCGUGUGGCUUUUCUACGACGCAAUUGUUCACAUUACCUUGGAAGGACCCUUUGUUUACAUGUCACUUGUUGGAACCGUGGCAACUUCAGACAAUAUUUUUGCUGAACUUUGGAAGGAGUAUGGAAAGGCAGAUGAGCGCUGGCUCCACUCUGACCCCACCAUCGUCUCCUUGGAGCUGCUGACGGUGGUCCUGGAUGGCAUCCUGGCGCUGGUGCUUGUCUAUGCCAUCGUCAAGGACAAACACUACAGGUAGGAACAAUGGUACUAAAUAUGC
Messenger RNA from Salvelinus sp. IW2-2015, 814 nucleotides. RefSeq names its product emopamil-binding protein-like. Gene Ontology annotation, biological process: sterol metabolic process. Gene Ontology annotation, molecular function: cholestenol delta-isomerase activity. The record is from RefSeq and is a predicted model, not a curated record. Lineage: Eukaryota; Metazoa; Chordata; Actinopteri; Salmoniformes; Salmonidae. Gene Ontology annotation, cellular component: membrane; endoplasmic reticulum.